AUGUUCGGAGCAUUCAGGCCUACAAAUGCUCUAUCUGGGGGUCUUCUCUGGAAGAUCCCAUGGCGGCUCUCGAAAUUCCAAAAAGCGCGACAACGCAAACGUUUACGGGCUGUCGAUUCCGUAGUUGCGACUCUUGAUAAGGCAUUGGCGAAGCAGAGUAUUACAACGAAGGCAGUGGAGAGAUGGAAGGGGGAGAUGCCUGUUGAGCAGGAGAUGGUACCCAAAGACAAGUACACGAUAUUCGAUCGUAAGGAGAAGAAGUACAGGAAGAGCAUCCGAAGUGAGCAUCCCCCAGAACUCGUAGGAGCCCGGAAUUAUACUGAUUGGGUCUUAGAACUACCAAAAUGGACCAGGGUGUCACAACGGAUCAAUCCUCCUGGAUACUGA
Molecule: messenger RNA, 387 nt
Organism: Venustampulla echinocandica
Lineage: Eukaryota; Fungi; Ascomycota; Leotiomycetes; Helotiales; Pleuroascaceae
Product: 54S ribosomal protein L31, mitochondrial
Exons: 2
Coding region: 1-387 (128 amino acids)
Cellular component (GO): mitochondrial large ribosomal subunit
Molecular function (GO): structural constituent of ribosome
Source: RefSeq, a predicted model, not a curated record